AUGGUUGCGGCACAACUGAUACAUAGAUGUCAUUAUGGCAUAAACAACAACAACAGCAUCUGGAUCAAGGGCAACGAGUUCCUCUGCCGCGUGCCCAUCGACUACAUUCAGGAGACGUUCAACCAGAUGGGCCUGGAGUACUUCACCGAGACACUGCAAGUGAUCCUGAAUCCGGUGUUCGACAGUUCCUUGGACUGGGUCUUCGGCGAUGAGGAGAAGUGGUACGGCAUGAUCCCCGCCCGAUACAUCAUGUCGGAGAGAGGCGCGGAUGAUAUGCGCCAAAAGUAUGAGAGAGGGGACUUCGAAGUGUGUCCAAAGCUCUCCUGUAGGCAGAAAACCCUUCCUGUGGGCCCCAGCGACGUGUGUGGCAAGUCCAACGUGAAAAUCUUCUGCCCUCGCUGUAACGACUUUUACGAGCUGCGAUCCGAUAAACAGCUGGACGGAGCAAUGUUCGGGACCAGCUUCUCGCACAACUUCUUCGCGCAGCGGCCGAAC
Molecule: messenger RNA, 495 nt
Organism: Drosophila mauritiana
Lineage: Eukaryota; Metazoa; Arthropoda; Insecta; Diptera; Drosophilidae
Product: stellate protein CG33238-like
Exons: 2
Cellular component (GO): protein kinase CK2 complex; cytoplasm
Molecular function (GO): protein kinase regulator activity
Source: RefSeq, a predicted model, not a curated record